AAAUGUAAUCUGUCAGUUUUAUACGAUCUACGAUCUCAGACAGGCAGUGCAAGGGAGGACUCAUCUGAACGGUGUCAAUUCUGUCUGUCUUUCAAUGAUUAUUGCAUUUGCAGUCAAAACAGGCAACAUUUAAACUCACUUGGCUAUAAAUUGUGAAUCCCUAGCCCCCCGCCCGCUACCCUUGCACAGAGAUAUGAGCGGCAGCGGGCGGCCCAGAACUAGCUCGUUUGCUGAGCCACAAGGUGUUCCCGGAGCCACUGCAGCAUCCACUGGAUCAGCCGCUGCCGUGGGGAGCAGCACAGGAAAGACCGGGGUCCCGCAGGCCUCGGGGAGCAGUUCGUCUGGAUGCUCGAAUUUAAAGCUGUCCAGGGACAGUGGGAAGGUGACUACGGUGGUGGCCACAUCUGGGCAGGGUCCCGACCGUCCACAGGAGGUGUCCUACACGGACAUCAAGGUGAUCGGGAAUGGCUCCUUUGGUGUGGUGUACCAGGCGCGCCUCAUCGACAGCCAGGAGAUGGUGGCCAUUAAGAAGGUGCUGCAGGAUAAGAGGUUCAAGAACCGAGAGCUACAGAUCAUGCGAAAGUUGGACCACUGCAAUAUCGUGAGGCUACGCUACUUCUUCUACUCUAGUGGUGAAAAGAAGGAUGAGGUGUAUCUCAACCUGGUGCUGGACUUUGUCCCGGAGACCGUGUACAGGGUGGCCCGGCAUUUCAACAAGGCCAAAAGCAUCAUUCCUAUCAUUUACGUCAAGGUGUACAUGUACCAGUUGUUUCGCAGCCUGGCCUAUAUCCAUUCCCAGGGUGUCUGCCACCGAGACAUCAAACCCCAGAACCUGUUGGUGGACCCUGAAACGGCCAUCCUAAAGCUCUGUGACUUUGGGAGUGCUAAGCAGCUGAUUCGUGGGGAGCCCAACGUGUCGUACAUCUGUUCGCGGUACUACCGCGCCCCAGAGCUCAUCUUUGGCGCCACCGACUACACGGCCAACAUCGACAUCUGGUCGGCGGGCUGCGUGCUGGCCGAACUGCUGCUGGGACAGCCCAUCUUCCCCGGGGACAGCGGAGUGGACCAGCUAGUAGAGAUCAUCAAGGUUUUGGGAACUCCAACACGUGAACAGAUCCGUGAAAUGAACCCCAAUUACACAGAGUUUAAAUUCCCCCAGAUCAAAGCGCAUCCCUGGACUAAGGUGUUUAAGCCUCGUUCCCCUCCGGAGGCCGUCGCCCUGUGCUCGCGCCUGCUGGAAUACACCCCGAUCACGCGCUUCUCGCCCCUGGAGGCCUGCGCACACGCCUUCUUCGACGAGUUGCGAGCGCCCAACGCCCGGCUGCCUAGCGGGCGAGAGCUGCCCCUGCUCUUCAACUUCAGCACCACGGAGCUGUCAAUCCAGCCCCAACUGAACUCCACCCUCAUUCCUCCUCAUGCCCGCGCACAGACAGCUUCCUCUGAUGGCUCUGGGUUAGCCGGCUCCUCUCAGCACAGCUCUGUACCCGGAUCACUAAACAACAGCACCUGAAAUGUCCCUGCAAACCCUCUGUCUGCCAGCCCGACACACACACACACACACACACACACACCUCUGUCUGCCAGCCUAACACACACUGUAUUGCUUCUAUCUUCCUCGCUGCUUGUUAUUUUCCCCCAUUGGUUACAAACAUACCUUUUUUGUACUGUACAUACAUUGAACAAACCAUUCAUAGCCGGAAGAGGAUAUCAUUAGCUGACAAGGUAGUUUUGUUACAUGAAAUUGAAACUCGAUCAGCACUACAGGCUAAGAGUUGUGGAGACACGAACACACUUUCUCAUGUACCGACACCUUAAGUGUUAUCCCACUCCCUCGCUGCAUCUCCUUUGGCCCAGCUCUCUUUCUCUCCGGCUGUUUAUAACACUCAUGUUCCUGCUGUUGGGGGUGACAUUAAGCUCCAGUAGGUGGGACAGGCCCUCUGUAUAAUACUUUUUUUUUAAUCAAGGUUAUUUUUUCUUUUUUUUCUGUUUUAUUUAUUUGACUGAAAACUUCAUGAAGAGUUCCUGCCACCACCACCACACACAAAGUAAACAGGAGUUUGUCUCUAGAAGCCAAUUGAGGUGUUUCCCAGUUAGUCUACGAUGCGACCAAAUGAUUCUAAUGGGAUAAAAUGGUGCUGGUUGCAAGAUGGAGAGAUGAAGAGGCUGUGUUUUGUUUUAUACUUUUAAAUGAUAUUUAAAAAGAGAUUAAAUGACAGCUGCUUUUUUCUUUUACUUGUAAAUGUAUUUAUUUUUUAAUUUGCUUCGGAAAAGGCACUGUGAAUUUUUACAUUGAAACAGGAGUGCAAGUUAUAAUUGGUAGCCGUACUUGCUAGCAAUUUCCCAUGUUGUGUGUUGAGGACCUAAAGGAAACGUUUUGACAGAGCGUGAGGGUGGUGGCGUUUGUGUGGUGACGUGAGAGAUCCAGGAUUCACAUCUAUGUAGCAGCAUCUCUCCCACUGACAAUCACAAACUGAGCCUACCUUUACUUUCCAUGGGAAGACAAUCAAGGUGCUAUCGAUGAUUAAGACUGCUGCGGUAGUCAAUUGUCACCUUCCUAUUGGCUUCAAUAAAUGGCAUAGCAUCAAUUAUAUUGUAUGGUGAGGUUACAUGUUUGAUAAAAAUAAAAAUAAAUCUGGUUUUGGCUGAUUUGGCGCUUGUUUUCCAUUCAUAGCAUGAACUCUUCAGAACUCCUGAUUUGAAAGAGGGAGCUUUCUGAAAGGAUAUACAAACCAUGCUGUGUUUUUGAGAUGUUCAUUUCAAAUUUGCAGUGAAGAAAGUGGACUUUUCGCAGCAAACUUGUAAGAAUCUUUGUCAGUGUGGCACCCAUCUAGAUUGUAGAGGACGAAGGGAUUAUCAACUAUGGGGGUUCAGCCAUAUGGACAUAAAUAUAUCCUAUAUGGAGUAGUUGACUCCAGUUUGGACUUUGAAGCAGACCAUGAUCCCAGUUUCUUAUAAUAAAUUCUCUGAAAUGGGAGAAUUUCUGAGAAUUUCUGUUACUGGUGUAGAAGGGCGGAUAGCUAGUUCAUAGUAGUCCUACAAGGCUUGUACUUUGCUAUGUGCUUGUGGGAGUUCAUGAGAAUAAGUGAGAAAUUUGAAGGGUGGAGGAAUAGCGGAGUUUUUGUGUGUUCAUGUGAAUAAUUGUACCUGCCGACUCAAACUGCACCGUUUUUAAAAAGCCAGUGUUGUAGGUUUAGCUCAGUUCUCAGUAAUGACCACUUGAAUGCUUUCUAGUGCAGGUGCGUUAUGCUAUUGUACAACCUCUGCCACCCCCUUGUAUGAACAACCCUCAUGUGCUGACAUUUGAUUUAAAUAACACAUUUUCCCUCCCUUUAUCUCUGAAGCCUUCUGCUUCCUAGCCCAGAGUCCCAACUGAUUUGCUUGAAAUGUAGCAUAUCGUUUUGGAUUCCAUUUGCUUCUCUCCCUAACCCAUGCCCCCCUCAUCUUAUUGAACAUCUGUAAAUAUCACCCACUUUUUUUUUUCUUUUUUUUUCCUCGUUAUUUUUAUUAGCGUUUAUUUUCCAUUACCUGUUGAAGCUGUCCGUAACUGACUGGUCUCAUUUCCAUUCAAAAGUCUGUAAAUACAAUUUGUUUUCGAUGUCCUGAUUUAAGAUGUAAAUACUCCCCUCAUUUUUUUUUCUCUCCCUAUUGUCUCUCUCUCCAUCUCUCUGGUUGUGCACCUCCAUCAACAUACGAUUGUACUGUAUCUCGCUGCUUUAUUUAUUGCUCACUUGGUGUUCUCUCAUGUAGGGAGAGGUUGAGGCACCUAACUGUUUUGUGGGCAUUAUGUCAAAUGUACUGUACUUGGCACCCACACAUUGGUAUUUCAAAGCAAGUUACUUUUUUGAAUGGGGAAAGGUGUUUGAUUGGACUUCAAGAUUGAAUCAAGAUUGAAUCACUCUCUGGUACGAUUCCAACUAAAUAUUUUACAGUUUCACAUAUGUACUGACCUAUGACAGGGAAAUUUGAGUGUGGGCUGUUUUGAGUUUACCAGACAACCAUUUGGCCAAUGACUUGCCCCCAUUCAUUACAAUGGGUACCUAAAAAGAUUUCAAGUGUGUGAAAGUGCCAUGUUGGGAUGCAGAGGAGCCAUAAUACCUUUUUUACCCAGUGUAAUGUGAAGGGUAAACCUGAGGGCCAUGAUGGCGACAAGGUCGGUUGAUGCAGCCAGCCUCCCGCCCUUGACAAUGCCUGAGCCCAUCACGGACAAUUCUGACCUCUGCUGCUUUCAAAAUGGCAGCCAUGGACAAAAUUCAGUGACUGCAGUACGACGAGCCAGUUACCAACCCCCUCCCCUUCUGUGUGUGCUUCCGUGAGCGUGUGUGUUUAUGUACCUGCCUAGCUGCUGGUUUCAUAACUAAAUCUCAGCAGUAUCAGGCUACUAGUGUUUAUCCUAUAAGUACCAUGUUGUGUGUGUAUCAACAUGUGUAUGUAUAGCAACCAAGUGAGGUCACUUUUACUGUUCUGUGACGUGGAUCAGUCAUUUUUCAUUCCAAUCCUGUUUCAAUUGCGUCAUCCUGGCCAGGAGAACUGGUGUGUGUUUUUGGGAUGAGGUAGGAGAGUGAAGGAGGGAGAGAACCAAACUGUCUGUAUGAAAUGGUCUCAUUUAAUAAAGUGAAAAAUAGGUCUGAAAAAUCUAA
Molecule: messenger RNA, 4637 nt
Organism: Salvelinus namaycush (lake trout)
Lineage: Eukaryota; Metazoa; Chordata; Actinopteri; Salmoniformes; Salmonidae
Product: glycogen synthase kinase-3 beta-like
Exons: 10
Coding region: 194-1510 (438 amino acids)
Biological process (GO): regulation of neuron projection development; extrinsic apoptotic signaling pathway in absence of ligand; negative regulation of TOR signaling
Cellular component (GO): cytoplasm; cytosol; nucleus
Molecular function (GO): ATP binding; protein serine/threonine kinase activity
Source: RefSeq, a predicted model, not a curated record